AUGGAAGCCGAUAUGCCAGACCUGCUUCAUAAUGCGCGCGCACAUCUGGAACGACUCCUACGUCGUCUGGAGAUUGGGAGCUCAUUGCUCAAGGAUGAGGUGGAUCUCCGCUGUCUCUCUCAAGUCGAUGUCAUCGGCAUGACCACAACAGGGCUUUCUUGGAGGAUAAAUAUGCUUCGACGACUGCGAUGCAAAGUGGUUAUAUGCGAAGAGGCUGGUGAGGUUCUCGAGUCGCACCUGCUCGCAGCUUUUCUGCCUUCGGUGGAACAUGCGAUUCUCAUCGGUGAUCAUCUUCAGCUGCGACCACAGAUUCAAAACUUUGACCUUUCCCGGGAAAAUCCCCGAGGCGGUGCGCAGUAUUCACUCGAUGUGUCGCUGUUUGAAAGACUAGUGAAGCCGGGGGACAGCCCUAUGGGCUGCGGGCUCCCAUUCAGUACACUGUACCCGGAAUUGAAAGAUUCCUCAUCUGUCGAAGAAUACCCGGAAGUAGCGGGCAUGAGAAAGCGACUGUUCUGGCUGGGUCAUCGAAUGCCUGAAGGGGAUGCAUCCAACGCCGAUGCGAUGUCAACUUCUCACUGGAACAGUUUCGAGAUCGACAUGAACACGGCACUGGUCAACCAUCUAGUUCGACAAGGUCAAUACAAGGGCGGGGAUAUUGCGGUGCUCGCCCCAUACUUGGGUCAACUUCACCGACUGAGAGAAAGACUGAGUGGAUCCUUUGUAAUUGCAUUGGGGGACCGUGACCAGAAUGAUCUGAGCAAAGGAGGCUUUGCGGAUGAUUCCGACGAGGAAUCUGUUGUCAAAACUCCUUUGUUGCAUACUCUUCGGGUGGCAACCGUGGACAAUUUCCAAGGCGAGGAGGCCAAGGUCGUCGUGAUCUCUCUGGUCAGAAGCAGCUCGCGGAGCCAGUGCGGUUUCCUACGCACUUCGAAUCGGAUCAAUGUUCUUUUGUCGAGAGCACAGCAUGGCAUGUACAUCAUCGGCAAUUCAGAGACCUCGACUCAUGUGCCCAUGUGGGCUCAAGUUAUCGAAAUCCUGGACCGGGAGGGAAACAUUGGGGAGGCUUUGGAGCUCAAAUGUCCUCGUCAUCCCGACAGAGCUAUUACUAAGCUGGCUGCAAUUUGCGCUGCGUACAUCGUCUGGCAUGCGGCCAUGCCUGUGCGCAAAAGUGUCAUGCGGACAUUCUUCACAACGCUGUUUACUGCCUCGAACCAAAAGCCAGGCCGCUGA
Messenger RNA from Penicillium alfredii, 1230 nucleotides. Its product is annotated as DEAD/DEAH box helicase family protein. The transcript is spliced from 2 exons. Gene Ontology annotation, cellular component: nuclear RNA-directed RNA polymerase complex. The record is from RefSeq and is a predicted model, not a curated record. Bases 1 to 1230 code for a protein of 409 amino acids. Gene Ontology annotation, molecular function: helicase activity. Gene Ontology annotation, biological process: regulatory ncRNA-mediated heterochromatin formation. NCBI's taxonomy places the organism in Eukaryota, Fungi, Ascomycota, Eurotiomycetes, Eurotiales, Aspergillaceae.